Molecule: messenger RNA, 1431 nt
Organism: Exophiala aquamarina CBS 119918
Lineage: Eukaryota; Fungi; Ascomycota; Eurotiomycetes; Chaetothyriales; Herpotrichiellaceae
Product: protein transporter SEC61 subunit alpha
Exons: 4
Coding region: 1-1431 (476 amino acids)
Biological process (GO): post-translational protein targeting to membrane, translocation; SRP-dependent cotranslational protein targeting to membrane, translocation
Cellular component (GO): membrane; Sec61 translocon complex
Molecular function (GO): signal sequence receptor activity; transmembrane protein transporter activity; ribosome binding
Source: RefSeq, a predicted model, not a curated record
AUGAGUGGUCUCCGUUUCCUCGAUCUCAUUAAACCCUUCACGCCCCUCCUUCCAGAGGUGGCCGCCCCUGAAUCAAAGAUCGCUUUCAACCAGAAGUUGAUGUGGACAGGAUGUACCCUACUAAUCUUCUUGGUCAUGAGCCAAAUGCCCCUCUACGGCAUUGUCUCCUCUGACACCUCAGAUCCCAUCUACUGGCUGCGUAUGAUGUUGGCUAGUAACAGAGGAACUCUAAUGGAACUGGGCACCACUCCUAUCAUUUCCUCCGGCAUGGUCUUCCAGCUUCUCGCGGGUACUCAUCUGAUCGAUGUAAACCUCGAUCUCAAAUCCGACCGCGAGCUGUACCAAACCGCACAAAAGCUUUUCGCCAUCAUCCUAUCCUUUGGACAAGCCUGCGUCUUCGUCCUCACCGGUCUUUAUGGUCAACCCAGCGAUCUUGGAGCUGGUAUCUGUCUACUUUUGAUCGUCCAGCUGGUCCUUGCUGGUCUCGUCGUCAUUCUUCUUGAUGAACUGCUGCAAAAGGGCUAUGGUCUCGGAUCCGGCAUCUCCCUCUUCAUCGCCACCAACAUCUGCGAAUCCAUUGUUUGGAAGGCAUUCUCUCCAACUACCAUCGACACUGGCCGUGGGAAAGAGUUUGAGGGGGCUGUCAUUGCCCUCUUCCACCUUCUUGUCACCUGGCCUGACAAGACUCGAGCCCUCCGCGAGGCCUUCUACCGACAACAUCUUCCCAAUGUCAUGAACCUACUCGCCACCUUGGUCGUCUUCGCUGCCGUGAUCUAUCUCCAGGGUUUCCGUGUUGAGAUCCCAGUCAAGUCCUCCCGUCAACGUGGCAUGCGGGGCUCUUAUCCUAUCCGUCUCUUCUAUACUUCCAACAUGCCCAUCAUGCUGCAAUCCGCUUUGGCCUCCAACAUUUUCAUGAUCAGCCAAAUGCUCUAUACUCGCUUCUCUGACAACCUUUUGGUCAAGCUCGUUGGAACAUGGGAGCCAAGAGAAGGAUCCUCGCAACUUUAUGCCUCUGGUGGUAUUGCCUACUACAUGUCCCCACCGCACAGCUUUGCCGAGGCUCUGCUCGACCCCAUUCACACUGCCAUCUAUGUUGGCUUCAUCAUCAUCACCUGCGCUGUCUUCUCAAAGACCUGGAUUGAAGUCUCUGGAUCGGCUCCUCGUGAUGUUGCCAAGACUCUGAAGGAGCAAGGUCUCGUCAUGGCCGGUCAUCGUGAACAGAGCAUGUACAAAGAAUUGAAGCGUGUGAUUCCUACGGCCGCUGCCUUUGGUGGAGCUUGCAUUGGCGCGCUCUCGGUCGCUAGCGAUAUGUUGGGUGCAUUUGGAAGCGGCACUGGUAUCCUACUCGCCGUCACCAUCAUAUACGGCUACUUUGAGAUUGCGGCCAAAGAGGGUGACUUUGGCGCGAACCUCAAGGGCCUCAUUGCUUAG